AAAACCUUUAAAUUCCAAUAACUCGUUUCACCAUAAUCCUAUACAUUAUUUUGAUUAGUUCCAUUGUUCUGCCUAAGUGGAUUCUUCCACAGCUAGUUAUAAUUACUGAUUAACUUUCUUGGUUAAUAAGAUAUAUAUAUAAUGUAUAUUUGUAAAUCAGUUUAUUUUAGUGAAUUCUUAGUAAUUUUAUUGGCAGCAUUAAACAUCAAGGACAUGAUUGAAUAUUGCCACUCAAACGCAACGUUUCUACCAAUCUGGAGUGAUGGUUUGUCUCCUUGCAUUUAUGACACCGUAAAGCCCAUUGUUUUAUUCCUUAUUCCAUUUUGUAAGUGGUUAUAUAACGAACAUCGUGUACAUCAUUGUAAACGCAACAGACGUAAACACAAAGACAAGAAACAAGAAGAAGACCAAGUUGGAUUAAUUCAAAAUGCUGAACCUGUAGAUGAUAUGCAUCAAAGCAUUGAUAUGGAAGAUGUAAAAGAAUGCAAAAAAAAGUUCUUUAAGGAUUUUUCAUUUCCAGAACUUCCACUGCCAUUUCUGUAUGCUGUGCAGAUGUUUUUGCAUGGGAUACAAUUUGUUCUCCCACUUGUGCAUCUCCUGGCAAAAGUAAUUUUAUGCAAAAAUUGCACCUCUGGUGUGGAUUUGCUUUCAGGUGGGUUAGAAGUAAUGGCUUGGUUUUUUGCAUUAAAGGCUUUAAAAUGUGAGCGCUUUCGUUAUUAUGUGAUCAAAGCAAAACACCAUUCAAUCCCAUUGAUUUCAUUCUGGUUUUUGGCAUUAUUGUUUGAGGUGUUAGUGUUUGUUUCGUGGAACAGUAUGCAGUGGUAUUUGAGAGAACACAAGACUGAUACCGAUUUACUAAACUUUAUAAUGUUUUGUUUACGAUUAUCUGUGACGAUAAUACUCUUUAUACUUGGACUUCAUGGACCUGGUUUAUACAAGAUAAAAAAGGAGAAGAAACAGGUAGAUCCAACACAAAAAUCACCCUUUGCUGCUUUGUGGGAAAAGAGCAAACAACUCUGGCCAUUUAUAUGGCCUCGUGAUAAUUGGCUACGCUUAAGAGUUGUGAUGGCUGUUUGUUUGCUUGUUGCUGCACGUGUUGUAAAUGUGUUCGUGCCAAUUCAAAACAAAAAAAUUGUAAAUUAUUUGACUGACAAGAAAAAUACAUCUGAUCCUUGGUAUCUUAUCUUGAUAUAUAUGUUGCUAACUUUCCUGCAAGGAGGUGGUGGUAUCGGUGCUUCUGGAUUACUUGGAAAUUUAAGGUCAUACAUUUGGAUUAAAGUUCAGCAGUACACUAGUCGCUCUGUUCAAACUGAACUGUUUGAACAUUUACAUCACUUAUCACUAAGAUGGCAUUUGCAAAGAAAAACUGGUGAAGUCAUUCGAAUGGUGGAUAGAGGUUCCACUAGUAUUGAAAGUUUAUUAAGCUAUAUCUUAUUUCAAAUUGUCCCAACAAUUGUUGAUAUUUUGGUUGCACUUGUUUUCUUUGGUGCAGCAUUCAAUGGCUGGUUUGCAUUGAUAGUAUUUCUUACUAUGUCGUUCUACAUCGCGGCAACCGUUAUUGUAACUGAAUGGAGAACGAAGUUUCGGCGAGAAAUGAAUGAAAAAGAAAAUAUUACAAAGGCUGCUGCUGUGGAUUCCUUGCUUAACUUUGAAACAGUAAAAUAUUAUAACAAUGAAAGUUUCGAAGUAACAAGAUAUCAAGACAAGAUAAUGAAUUACCAGUCUGCUCAGUGGAUGUCUUUGGUCACUUUAAAUGUUUUAAACAUUUCACAAAGUGUAAUAAUUACAGGAGGAUUGUUGGCUGGUAUGUUGUAUUGUGGAAAACUUGUGGUUGAGGGAAAGCUUACAGUUGGUGAUUUUGUAUUAUUUAUCACCUAUGUGAGACAGCUUUACACACCCUUGAAUUUCUUUGGUACAUACUACAGAUUAAUUCAAGCUGCUUUUAUUGAUAUGGAAAAUAUGUUUGAUUUGCUGAGUGAAAAAGUUGAGGUUAUUGAUGCAGAUGAAGCACCUGUGAUACGAUUAAAUCAUGGCUUGGUUGAGUUCAAAAAUGUAGAAUUUUAUUAUGAUGAGAGGAAACCCAUUUUAAAAGGCAUUUCGUUUUCAGUUUUGCCAGGACAAACUGUUGCAUUGGUUGGACCAUCUGGCAGUGGAAAGUCUACAAUUAUAAGAUUGUUAUUUCGAUUUUAUGAUGUCCACUCAGGUACUGUUUUGAUUGAUGGCCAAGAUAUCAGACAGGUAACCCAAAAGUCACUCCGUCAAAUUAUUGGAGUGGUACCACAGGACACAGUCUUAUUUAACGACACUAUCAAAUACAACAUAGCAUAUGGGCGAGUCGGUUCAGAUGAUUCAGAAGUCUCAGAUGCAGCAGCAGCUGCUGAUAUUCAUGUUAAGAUAACAGGUUUUCCGGAAGCAUAUGAAACAGUAGUUGGAGAGCGUGGAUUGAAGCUCAGUGGUGGAGAGAAACAAAGAGUAGCUAUAGCCAGGACGUUACUUAAGGCACCAGAAAUUGUACUCCUGGAUGAGGCAACAUCUGCUUUGGACACACAAACGGAAAGAAACAUUCAAGCCUCUUUAAAUAGAGUUUGCGCCAACAAGACCACAAUUGUUGUGGCACACAGGCUUUCAACUAUUAUUGGCGCCGAUCAAAUCCUUGUUUUAAAAGAUGGUGUUAUUGUUGAACGUGGAAGACAUCAUGAGUUGUUGGAAAAAAAUGGAUUGUAUGCUGUUAUGUGGAAUCAACAACAACAGGACGAAGCAACAGAAGAAGCUGCAAGUCCUUCUGAUAAAAAAGAUGACUAGUAAUGUGUCUCUCACAUUGUCUGUGUUAUAUUGCUUGCAUGUUGAAAUGUUUUGUUCUGUUACUGUGAAUAUGCUGUUGUAUAUUUUUUUUACUGUGUUUUCUCAUAUUUUUUUCAAUCAUUUUAUUAUUCCCUUAAAAGAAAAAAAAUAUUUCAUUUAAUUUUCAAGUUUUUACUGAAUGAUGAUUUUUGUGCUUUACUUUCAAAUUGCAUAACAACAGUAAAACUACCUAUUUAUCUAUUGUGACUGUAUCUAUUGUGAGGGUAAGAAUUAAGAUACACGGUUUUGUUUUUCCCCCUUACCUAGUCUAUCCAUUUCAACAAAAUGCAUAAUUUUUGAUUUAUUUAUAUUUUUUGUUAUUUUUAUGUAUUUUUAUGGUAGAUGAUUUCAUAAUUUAAUUUCCUGAUCUAGCUCCUCAACUUAAAAAAUUAUAGGCUUAUUACACGAAAUUAAAAGUUUUAUUCUAUUAUUAAUAAUAUUCUUUAAAUUAAGAAAGUGUGCUAUGUGCGGUCAAUUUUAAUAAAUGCCCUCUCUUUUUUGAGAGCUUUUUCCCAAUAUGCCUUCCUCCUCUACUUCCGUGUUGUUCAUAUGUGAACAUGUGUAAGAACAUGAGCAUGUGUAUAAAAACCUUUCUCCAAAAUUUGAUAGCAUCUUCCUACCUAUAUAAAAUUUAACACCUCAGUAGCCUAAUAUAUGUUUACUGUUUAAGUGAAUAUAUUUUUAAAAAAGUUAAAAAAUGUUAAAAAGAUUUGUCAGUUUUUUUAACAAUGUGUACCAUGGUGGUCAAUUUUAUGUUCCAAUCUCUCAUUGGUAAACAUACGACGACGGCUGUUUUGUUUGUAAUAUUCCAACCUCACUUUGCGGCCACUUUUAAUGUGGCAUUGUAAAAAUUACAAACGUUGAGUACGAAGUAAAACUGGCCAGUGCACAAGAUAUUUUAGUUUUAUAUUUAUUUAUGAUGGCUAUAUAUCUCUUGUAGUUUGGUUAAGAAAAAAAAAGGUUCAAAAUAA
Molecule: messenger RNA, 3812 nt
Organism: Hydractinia symbiolongicarpus
Lineage: Eukaryota; Metazoa; Cnidaria; Hydrozoa; Anthoathecata; Hydractiniidae
Product: ATP-binding cassette sub-family B member 6-like
Exons: 19
Coding region: 142-2802 (886 amino acids)
Biological process (GO): heme transport; transmembrane transport
Cellular component (GO): membrane
Molecular function (GO): ATP binding; heme binding; ABC-type heme transporter activity
Source: RefSeq, a predicted model, not a curated record